Messenger RNA from Cladophialophora yegresii CBS 114405, 1686 nucleotides. RefSeq lists its product as uncharacterized. The transcript is spliced from 3 exons. Gene Ontology annotation, molecular function: transmembrane transporter activity. Lineage: Eukaryota; Fungi; Ascomycota; Eurotiomycetes; Chaetothyriales; Herpotrichiellaceae. Gene Ontology annotation, cellular component: membrane. The record is from RefSeq and is a predicted model, not a curated record. Gene Ontology annotation, biological process: transmembrane transport. The coding region runs from base 1 to 1686 and encodes 561 amino acids.
AUGGCGAGUCCUCGGAAGGGAUCCGUCUCUGUUAUUGACGAGGACGCGGUCGGCGUCACGUCCGUGUUCGCGCAACAACACACCCAUGCGGUCGUGGAGGAGGGUGCCACCAAGGACGAGGUUACUCUAGCUGCCCUGGGAUACAAACAAGAGUUCAAGAGAGACUUCACCAUCUGGGAAUCGUUCUCAGUUUCGUUUGCUGUUCUGGGAAUCCUGCCUUCCGUCGCGUCUACGAUUGGCUACAGCUUGGGCUACUCGGGUACAGGUGGUGCCAUGUGGGGAUGGUUGAUUGCGGCACUCUUCAUCCAGUCCACCGCUUUCACCAUGGCCGAGUUGUGCUCGAGCAUGCCUACCGCCGGAGGCCUUUACUAUGCCGCCGCCGUGCUUGCUCCUGAAGGCUGGGGCCCACUGGCCUCAUAUUUCGUUGGGUGGAGUAAUUUCUGCGGGUUCGUUACUGGCCCAUGCUCUGUCAACUACGCAUUGGCGUCCAUGUUGAUCACAUGCGGGAUGAUCGCCAAUCCUGACUACGAACCCCAGACAUGGCAUGUCUAUCUGACACUGCUACUUCUCCUCGUUAUCAACGGUGUCGUCACCAUGCAAUCCACAUUUUUCAUUGGCUGGCUGAACAAGGUUGGGACCGUUUGGAAUAUCCUUGUGUUGCUCAUCUUUGUCAUUUGGUUCCCGGCGGGCUCAAUCAAUCACCCCAAGACCAAUAACAGCCACGAUGUCUGGACGACAUUUGAGAAUGGCACCGAAUGGCCGGUCCCAUGGGCCACAAUCAUGGGAUUCCUCACCACAAUCUGGACCAUGUCGGGAUACGACGCCCCGUUUCACCUCUCCGAGGAAUGCAGCAACGCCAAUAUCGCAUCACCACGGGCCAUUGUAAUGACUGCGCAGCUUGGAUUGUAUCUUGGCUGGGUGGUAAUUUGGGUUAUUUGUUAUACCGUGAAGGAUAUCCCAGAUGUCGUGGCGGGACAAUAUGGUCAGCCGUUCGGGAGCCUGUGUCUGCAAGUGCUAGGCAAAAAGGCCGGCUUGGCCAUGUUUUCUCUGAACAUCAUUGCCCAAUUCUUCGUUGGGGAAAGCUGUACCAUCACUGCAUCCCGCGUCGUCUUUGCCUAUUCCCGGGAUGGAGCUAUACCCGGCUCCAGAUGGUGGAGUCAGGUUCACCCGAAGACGAAGACACCCGUGUAUGCCACUUGGGGCGUCUUGGGAGUGGGGGCAUUGCUCGGGCUAUUGAUGUUUGCCAGCCCGGUCGCGAUUGGUGCGGUAUUCAGCAUUGGUGCCAUUGCGCAGUACACAGCAUUCACCACGCCCGUGGCUUUGAAGCUGUUCUUCGAUCAUGGAAGAUUCAAGCCCGGUCCUUGGCAUCUCGGUCGGUGGUCGAAACCAUUGGGGGCGGUGGCAUUUGGUUGGUGGUUGCUGAUCACCCCAGCUCUAUGCUUCCCGGCUGUCAAGGGCAAUGAUCUUAAUUCGUUAACGAUGAAUUGGACUUGCCUGAUAUAUGGAGGCUCAAUGUUCUUGGCCAUGUCCUGGUAUGCGAUUGAUGCCAGGAAGUGGUUCAAGGGUCCUCGGAUCAAUGUACACGUCACUCAGGAUGGGAUGGAGGUCCUUGAGGGACAGUCCGGUGACAGCAGCAAUGGAAACAAGGCGGCGGAACCCGAAAAGGAAGCGAUCAAGUCGGAGUGA